AGAGACGGCUGGUUUGAAGGAACCACGUGAUGAAUCAUACUUCCUCUAACAGUUGGGCCUCUUGUCUUCAGUGAUCAGUGGCACAGAGAUGGCGAGUACAAGAAUCACAAACCUCCGCACUACCGCUAAGCAACCGCCGCUGGUUCAACCUCCACAGCGCAGCACUGUGGCACAGGGGGCCGUUCAGAUCCGCAUUAAGAACUCACAGAGUUCUGGAGACCGCCUCAGUCAGUCCAAGUCCAUGGUCCUGCAGGAGUCCGACCUUCCCCAGAAACCUAUCUCUCGGCAUCGCAGGAACCAGUCUCAGCACAACGUCCUGGUCCCUGGAGGAUCUGAAACUUUAGAACCGCUAGUGCAGUUGAAAGGUGAACACUUGAAUGUGGCAAAGAUCUCAGAGAGCGGUAAGAAGCAGAGGAAGAACUGGACUUUGAUGUGGAGCAUUCUGACCUCAGACCAGCUGCUGUUAUAUAAAGAGAGACAACAAGAAACCAGCCAGCAGAAACCAGGAAGUAAGACAGAUGUUGUUCAGCUGUGUGGAGCUUUUAUCGAGUGGACGACAGAAAAGUCGAGCAGGAAAAAUGUGUUCCAGAUCACAACAAACACAGGAAGUGAGUACCUCCUCCAGACUGACAGUUACUCCACAGCCAGUAAAUGGUACGACGCCAUCAGAAAGACCAUUGACUCUUCAACUAAAGCAGACGGAGGUCUUCCUCUGCGGAGGUCAAACAGUACAGAGUACCUGCCCAGACACAGCUCCCUACCUGGUUAUGGCUCCGCCUCCCCAAACGCCAAGCAGCGCAACCCGGUCCACAGGCGCUCCAUCAACAUGUUUGGCAGCUCCAAGCUGAAACACAGCACAUCCGACAGCGCCGACAAGAAUGGAGUGAAGAACAGACUGAAGAAGUUUAUCAUCAGGCGUCCAUCCAUGAAGACUCUGCAGGAGAAAGGCCUCAUUAAAGAUCGAAUCUUCGGCUGCCAUCUGUUGACUCUGUGUGAGCGUGAAGGAACCACAGUGCCGCAGUUUGUUCGAAUCUGUUUGGAUGCAGUUGACAAGCGAGGUCUUGAGGUGGACGGAAUCUACAGAGUCAGUGGAAAUCUGGCCACCAUCCAGAAACUUCGCUUCAUCGUUGAUCAAGAAGAGGACCUGGAUCUGGACCACAGUCAGUGGGAGGACAUUCACGUUGUCACCGGAGCCCUCAAGAUGUUUUUCCGUGAGCUGCCAGAGCCGCUGUUUCCCUUCAGGUUCUUCCAGCCGUUUGUGGAGGCCAUCAAGAUUAAAGAACCCACACACAAAGUCCAGGCUAUGAAGAAACUGAUCCAGGAGCUGCCCAAACCCAACCAGGACACCAUGAAGCUGCUCUUCAGUCACCUACACAGAGUUCUGGCCUUCUCCAGGAAGAACCUGAUGUCCACUCAGGGCAUUGGCAUUGUGUUUGGCCCAACGCUGAUGUGGCCUGAGCUGGAUGCAGGUAACAUGGCAUUCAACAUGGUCUACCAGAACCAGAUCGUGGAGUUCAUCCUCAUCGAGAGCCGACAAAUCUUCAACCUGGACAGGAAGUGAAGUGUCCUGAGACAGAACCAGUCUACAGUCUUCAGAAAAGGAAGCGUGGGGUUUUGGAUGUGCGAGCAGUGGACCCAGCCAGAUCAGCAGGACCAGCACAUCAACAGCAGGUGCCAUGCUGGCCCAGCUUGGAUUUAAGGCUUUGGACCAAACGGAACAGUCCAAAGGGAACCAGAGACUGUUGUGUCUACAUCUUCACAGAGACCUGCUCCACCAACAUCCUGGCUCCUUAACAGGCGGACUCUGUUUCAUAACACGCCUCAAGAUUCGUUCAGUAGCGUCAACAGUUGAAAUUUUUUUAUAACACAUUGUAAAGAUUGUUAAUAUAAAUGUCCCUAAAACUGCUGACUAUGUGUUAUAAACCAUGGAUAAAUAGCUCA
Messenger RNA from Dicentrarchus labrax (European seabass), 1941 nucleotides. RefSeq names its product Rho GTPase activating protein 15 (gene arhgap15). Gene Ontology annotation, cellular component: cytoplasm. The transcript has 14 exons. Bases 89 to 1561 code for a protein of 490 amino acids. NCBI's taxonomy places the organism in Eukaryota, Metazoa, Chordata, Actinopteri, Moronidae. The record is from RefSeq and is a predicted model, not a curated record. Gene Ontology annotation, biological process: regulation of GTPase activity; signal transduction.